AUGCUGCCUCCGAUAAGCAGGUGGAACUUGGAAGACGCUCUGUUCCGCGAGCUUACCACGCAGGCUGCUGCAGGCGACAUCCCUCAAGCGAAGGCUACGCUCUCCGUAUGGCCAGGGAUCGUCACAGGUAUCGACUGUUACGAUCUGAACCUCGAGAAUGACAACUCGAAGAUCGUACGUGUUGUCGCUCCCGUUCUCUUCAAUCUUGUCAUACUCACUGGCCGCCCUGAAGACGUGCAUCGUCAACUGGGAGUUCACCACCGCACGCCCGAUUUGGGCGUGCGCGCACGUCUCCGCCUUCCUACAAUCUUCGCCCUUCAAUGCAAACUUCUCUUCCGCGCGACCGUCGAGCACCUCGCCCGCUCCCCCGAUGUGCUCAUGAUCCACGGCCGCCCCGUGCUCAUCUCGCUCGCCGACCUUGCUCGCUUCUGGCUGUACUAUGAGGCGACUGGCAUGGCUCGGCGUGAAGGAGGCGCUCGUCCUCGGCCUCAAGGUGCACGACCUGUAGUCGCGACCGUCGGGACCACGAACACGGGCGCGAUGGACCGCGUCAACGAAAUCGGGCAAAUCCUGAAAGACUACCCCUUCAUCUGGUUGCACGUCGACGCCGCGUGGGCCGGCAUAUCCUUUGUUUGCCCCGAGUACCGCGAGCAGAGCCAGCUCGCUGCCAUCAAUGAGCACGCAAACUCGUUCUGCACCAAUUUCCACAAGUGCCUCGUCAACUUCGACGCGACCGCACUCUGGGUCUGCCAGCACCGCGACCUGAUCGACGCACUCGACGUCACCCCCACGUUCCUGCGCACGAAGCAGUAUGACGCCAGUCAGUCGCUCGCUCAACUCACGCUCCUUCGGGCAGUCCACGCCCUCGCCGCCGCCGCCGCCGCCGCCGCCUGA
Epithele typhae is the source of this 894-nucleotide messenger RNA. RefSeq names its product pyridoxal-dependent decarboxylase conserved domain-containing protein. Gene Ontology annotation, biological process: carboxylic acid metabolic process. The transcript has 7 exons. The record is from RefSeq and is a predicted model, not a curated record. Bases 1 to 894 code for a protein of 297 amino acids. Lineage: Eukaryota; Fungi; Basidiomycota; Agaricomycetes; Polyporales; Epitheliaceae. Gene Ontology annotation, molecular function: pyridoxal phosphate binding; carbon-carbon lyase activity.